Messenger RNA from Paramecium sonneborni, 144 nucleotides. NCBI's taxonomy places the organism in Eukaryota, Ciliophora, Oligohymenophorea, Peniculida, Parameciidae. The record is from the annotation of a GenBank genome assembly.
AUGAAAUAAAUAAAAGAUCCAAAGAGAUUGACAGACAACUUAAUGUAGCUUUCUUUGCUGAUAGCAAUUGCUGAGGUUGCACAGAAAAGAAAUGAAGAAACUUUUUUAUAUAUAUUAGAAAUUUUAAUAUUGAUAAUUGGCUGA